Molecule: messenger RNA, 1419 nt
Organism: Nicotiana tabacum (common tobacco)
Lineage: Eukaryota; Viridiplantae; Streptophyta; Magnoliopsida; Solanales; Solanaceae
Product: protein LIGHT-DEPENDENT SHORT HYPOCOTYLS 3-like
Biological process (GO): response to light stimulus; mRNA transcription
Cellular component (GO): nucleus
Source: RefSeq, a predicted model, not a curated record
CAUAAAAGCUCAAAACAGUAUUCACCCCUCUGCUCUCCUUCUCUCUCCCUCUCUGGCCAAUAAAAACCAAAUACUAUAUGCAUAAGAAUUUAAGAUAUAGAGAAGUGUUUAGUCGUUGUUUCCCCUAAUAUAGCAAAAAAAAAAAAAAAGAAGUACCAAUUGUUGAUCAUUUUCAGAAAAACAAAGCUUACUAGCCUUCCAAUAUUUUCUAGUAUUGUUCAAACAAAGAAAACUCCAUGUGAACACUAGUCUUCCCACUCUCCCAUCAAUCUCAUCAUCAUCAUCAUCCUCAAACUAUAUAUCUUCAAUUCUUUUUCUACUUCUAGUAGUGCACUUCUUUCUUCUUCUUUUUCUGUGUAUUAGAAUUUGUGACAGCAGUAAUUCGUCACAAGUCUUGACUUUUAAUUUCUUAUUCAGUGAGAAAAUUAGGCAUAGAAAAACAUCUAACCCAUGGAGAGUUCCAACCUCCACAUCAACAUCCACCAAAACAAUAACCACGACAACAACAAUAAUAAUGUUAAUGUUGGAAGUACUACUAUUUCUUCUUCUUCUUCAACGGCGUCUACCUCAAGCAGAUACGAGAAUCAGAAGCGAAGAGAUUGGAAUACUUUCGGACAGUACUUAAAAAAUCACAGGCCUCCACUCACGCUCUCUCGCUGCAGUGGUGCUCACGUCCUAGAAUUCCUUCGUUACCUUGAUCAAUUCGGCAAAACUAAGGUUCAUGUUCCGAUGUGUCCCUUUUAUGGUCACCCAAAUCCUCCAGCACCAUGUCCGUGCCCGGUCAAACAAGCUUGGGGGAGCCUUGACGCACUUGUUGGUCGUCUUAGAGCUGCUUUUGAAGAAAAUGGUGGAAAACCUGAGACGAAUCCUUUUGGUGCUCGAGCUGUUAGGCUUUACCUACGUGAGGUUCGUGAUUUGCAAUCCAAAGCAAGGGGAGUUAGUUAUGAUAAGAAGAAGAAAAAAAAGCGGAAACUCUCUCCGCUACCGCAACAGUUGCCGGAUACACACUCAGUUGACGGUUAACGUAAGGCUUUUACCAGCAUUUAAAUGGAGUUUCUCUUUUUACUUCUGCUAGCCACAUUCUAUAACGAACCAAAGCAUAGAUUUUGGGUUGUACGGUUUUCAUCUUUUCUUGUAGAUGCGAGAGUUAGUUACUUCGAGGGGAGCUUUUGAACAAUAGUAAAUUCAUUGCAGUGAGACCUAUAAAUCAAGAGUUCAAGCCAUAAAAUCAGCCGCUGAUAUUUGUAUUAGUGUAGGCUGCUUAAAUCACGUCCCUUGGGACAUGCUCUCCCGUUGCAUUAGUGCGCACGUCCUAGAUUUCCUUCAUUGCCAAGUUAAGUUGAAUAUUUUUUUUGAAAAUUGAUGAAGUUGUAUUUGGACCUGAGUUUAAUUUUAACAAAAAAGUUGAAGUUGGAUUGA